Messenger RNA from Paramormyrops kingsleyae, 4243 nucleotides. Lineage: Eukaryota; Metazoa; Chordata; Actinopteri; Osteoglossiformes; Mormyridae. The record is from RefSeq and is a predicted model, not a curated record.
UUUUAAACUGUGCCCAAUUCUGAAAUGCAAAAGUGCUUGUUCUGUAAGCAUUGCUGUUUAUGCAUCCAUCCAACCUCAAACAGGAGCCUAUUAUAGGAAGCACAGGGCACAAGACGGGGUAUAUUGGAUGGGAUCUCACUCCUUCACAGGGCACAAUAAUGCACUACGGGCAAUUUAGGGUCAUUGGUUCACCUAACUACACAGUCUUUGCACUGUGGGAAGAGCCCAGAGGAAACUUGUAGAAUGUGUUGGGGGUUCAGUUCCUGCAGAAUCUCUGUUUGUGCAGAGUCUCUCUGUGUUCUCUGCAUAUUUCAAAAUACAACAGCAUAACUGAACAUCUGCAGCUGAUCAUUGCCUCACCAAACCCUCCCCAAAACCAUUUUUGCAAUAAAUUUUGUUUACUCGUUUCAAGAGUACUAAAUAACAUGAAUCAUAUUGCAUCCUUCAAAAGCCUUCAGACAACUGUAAUAGUUUAAAAGUUUUAAACUGUAAAAGUUUUAUAUCUGCUGUUCCAAGACAUUAAAAAGUAUUUAUUAUUAUUCUCUGUAGUCAGAAUUAGCAGAAUAAUAUAGGUUCAAUAAGGUCACCAAAUUGACUCAAGUUUAAACCACCUAAUAUUAUGGGCAACAAAUUUGCAGAGUAUUCACAAAGAAGGGCAACUUUCAAGUAUGCAUGUUUUUGUAAUGCUUUGAAAUAUACUUAUACUUUGAAGUACAGUUGCUGCUUCAGAUGCUACUUUCAGUCGUAUAAAUAGAGUGAAUUUUCAUUCACAUUUUGUGGCGUUGUGAUGGCCUGAGCGAGAGCACCAUCAGAAUGGGGUCGGGCACAAGAGACAGGAGGACAGCAGGCGGGACUCCAAAAAUACAUUUCUGUUAUUACCAAAAAACAAAAUCCAUGCCGCCUUCUUGUAGAACCCAACAUACAAAAAGGUGAAAAGGACAGAUGUAUCUGCACACUUUACAAUAAACGCUGGGCAGUAUUUUUUUUUUCUUAUACCUUAACCAAACCUCCCUAUAUAAUGGUGUCCAGCACCAUCACAACCCCAAAAGGGGGAGAGUGAGGAACACAGUUCACCAUACAUUAAACAAACACGACCCUCGUAACAUUUUUUUUUCUUAAAAGAAUAAUCCACAUAGUUUACUUCACUACCAAAAUUCAACAUUUUAUUUUACCACAUAAUCCCCUGUCAACACACCAAACAAAAUACCCCCUUCUGACCUGCACCAUAUUGAAAAGUCCAAUUACUUGGUACCCCAUAAAACAUCCACGUUUCCCCAUGGGACUCCUUUGCUGGUUGCACCUUCCCUGUCUGUCAGACACCAUCGUACCUACCGUCACCAUGGCUACCCAAGACCCCAGCCCCCGGCCGGGCCCAGUCUCCUACCGGGGCCGCAGCUCUCUACCCAUGGCCAGCUCCAAUACGGAUGACCGGGAGGUCCCGCAGUUUGAGCCCUUCCAGCUGAUGCCCCGUGGCCCCCCUCCCCUGAAAGAAUUCCUGGAUAUCUGGGAUGUGAACAAUUUAAAUGACAUCAACAAGAAGCAGCACCACACCGAUCUGUAUGCCAACGAAAACCUCAUUGUGCGCCGGGCCCAAGAGUUCCAGAUCCGGAUCACCUUUGACCGGGCCUACAACCCCUUACAAGACCAGUUCCUGCUGGAAUUUGUCAUAGGCAGGUACCCACAGGUCAGCAAGGGCACAUACAUCCCAAUCCGCAUUGAGGAGGAGAGACCGCAGUCUUGGAGAGGGAGGAUCCUGGAAACCAAGGACAACAUGGUAACCGUGGGCAUCACGGCAACGCCAGACUGCAUUGUGGGAAGGUUCCGCGUGUAUGUGGCCGUCAUCACGCCUUACGGCAUCCGUAGGACACAGAGGGAUCCCAGCUCAGAUGUUUACAUCUUGUUCAACCCUUGGUCAGAAGCUGACUCUGUUUAUCUGGAUGACGAGGCAGAACUCGGGGAAUGUAUCCUGAAUGAAACUGGGGUCUUAUACCAUGGGGAGGUCAAGGACAUUUCAGUCCGACCCUGGAGUUAUGGCCAGUUUGAGUAUGGCGUUCUGGAUGCCUGCCUUUUUGUGAUGGACAAGGCUUCCAUGCCUCUGAUCAACAGAGGAGAUGCAGUGAAAGUGGCCCGCAUGGCCUCAGCUAUGAUGAACUCCAGGGAUGAUGAUGGGGUCCUAGUGGGGAACUGGAGCGGAGAUUACACUUACGGUGUAGCUCCCACGGCCUGGACUGGCAGCGUGGAAAUCCUCCUCAACUACGCCAACAGUGGCAUGCCUGUCUGCUAUGCGCAGUGCUGGGUCUAUGCUGCUGUGUUCAACACAUUUCUGCGGUGCCUAGGUAUCCCUGCCAGGGUGGUCACCAACUUCUACUCCGCCCACGAUAACAACGGCAACUUGAAAACUGAUCUCAUCGUGGAUGAGGAUGGGCAGGUGGACAAGGAACGCACCAAAGAUUCCAUCUGGAAUUAUCACUGCUGGAAUGAAUGCUACAUGGCCAGGCCAGACCUGCCCCAAGGCUUUGGUGGCUGGCAGGUAGUGGAUGCCACCCCCCAAGAAACCAGUGAUGGUUUGUAUCGGUGUGGCCCUGCUUCUGUCUAUGCCAUCAAACAUGGGCAGGUCUGCUAUCCUUUUGAUGCACCUUUUGUUUUUGCAGAGGUGAACAGUGAUGUGGUGUUCUAUAAGCGGAACAAGAAUGGUACUCUUGAACAAGUCAAGGUGGACAAGACCCAUGUGGGCCGCUUGGUGCUGACCAAGGAGAUUGGUAGCGACAAGUCAAGGGAUAUUACAAGCCAGUACAAAUUUCCAGAAGGCACAGAGGAGGAGCGAACGGUGCUGGAAAAGGCAGAAGAGUUUGGAUGUAGCCGGGUGCAAUCCACACUGCCACCCGCUGACGUAGAGCUGAGGAUCACCGUGCAGGAUGUGAUGGUGGGCAACGAUUUUCAGCUCGGCCUCGAGUUCAAGAACUUGAGUGAGUUGAAACGUACAGCCAGCGUGUACAUCAGUGGGAAUAUAGUCUACUACACUGGUGUCACCAGUUCUGAAUUCAAGUUCAAGACCCAAAAGGUGAAACUGGAGCCCUUUGAAUACAAAAAGGUGACACUGGAUGUGAGUUCCAAAGAGUACUUAAGCAAACUGGUGGAGCAGGCCAACCUCAACUUCAUCAUCACAGGGCGUAUUUCUGAGACCGGCCAAAUCAUCAGCGCCAUGCAGGUGGUUGCCCUUCACACCCCUAAACUCUCUGUCAAGGUCAGUGGGUCGUCAAAGGUCAGUGGAGAAAGUUUUGUCACAGUGGAGUUCACCAACCCCUUCAAGUACAAUCUGGAGAAUGUGUCCUUGCGUGUGGAAGGGCCAGGCUUGAUGAAGGCUAAAAGCAAACAUUACAGUGUGAUCCCUCCCAACUCUUCCCUGACCUGGACAGAGCCCUUCAGCCCUUGGAGGCCUGGCCCAGCCUGGCUAAUUGCCAGUCUUGAUUGUGCCGCUCUGAGACAGGUGUAUGGGCAUGUGGAAGUGAAUAUCCAAAGCUCUGAGGGCGGCCUGUGACACCAUCAGCUCACACUGACCGAUAUCUUAUCUGCUAUUUGCUUCCACCUGCUGUUUGCUUCCACGGUCAUAAUUCUGCGCUUGUAACGCACACAGCCUUAGCACCACUUUGUUUUCUGUGGUACCUUAACAUUCUAUGUGAAUUUAAUUGUUUUGUAAUCACCAAAGCCACAAACAAUAACAAAAGAGAGAAUCGUGGAGACAUGCAUGACAGAAAUUGAAAUUUUGUCCACCAAAUCUUUAUUCAGAAUAGCCUGAAGUUUAGCCUUAUAAAGCUUAGCAUGUAGGUGGGAAUAUACUAACAGCUUCUAGUUGUUGUAUAGUGCUGCACAAUAAUUAUGCAUUCUAGAUUCCUGAUUGCUUUCUAAAUGAAUGGACACAAGACACCCUACAUCAAAUAGUUACAUCUACCACAAACAAAAAUCCAGUGUGUUUCAUCAUGAAACAUUAAGAUAAAACAUAGGUUGCAAUUUUCAGUAUUGUUGAGUGUCUUGUACAUGUCUGGCACAAGAAUUUUUCCCACAGCAAUAUAUGCUUUGUAUCCAUCUAUUUUUCAUAACUGUUUUUCCUGUGCAAGGUUGCCGUGACUCUUGAGGCUAUCGCAGGAAUCUCAGGGCACAAUGGUGGGGGACAAGCUGGAUGGGAUUCCAGAUCACGACAGCUUUCAUUCAAAAAAAAUAAAUAAACACUUUAAACACGCAUUCA